UAAACCCUGACUGUACGAGAGUUUCGCGACACUGGCUCACCGUCCACCAAGCCAGUCACAUAUCACGUGUUGAAGAUUCAAAUUUGGUGAUUGACAAAUACAGUAAUAUUCCCGGAUAUAUUUUACAUCAGUGAAGUCAUUCAUCCAUUACUCGAUAAACCACGUGACUCCCGCAAUGGAUCCCGAAAGCUUCAAGGACUUCGCUAAAGAAAUGGCGGAUUUUAUCGCCAAUUACCUGGAAAACAUCCGCGACAGGCGAGUUUUGCCGACUGUUGAGCCCGGAUACAUCAAGCCACUCUUGCCAACGGAGGCACCGCAGGCACCCGAACGAUGGGAGGAUAUCAUGGGAGAUAUCGAGAAAAUUAUCAUGCCAGGGGUAACUCACUGGCACAGUCCGAGGUUUCACGCGUAUUUCCCAACCGCCCAGUCCUACCCAGCAAUCGUCGCCGAUAUGCUCAGCGGUGCUAUCGCCUGCAUAGGUUUCACCUGGAUCGCAAGUCCCGCAUGUACGGAAUUGGAAGUGGUGAUGCUGGACUGGCUGGGUAAGAUGCUGGAACUCCCCAAGGAAUUUCUGGCCUGCAGCGGUGGAAAAGGUGGUGGUGUGAUUCAGGGAACAGCUAGUGAAGCCACCCUGGUCGCUCUCCUCGGCGCCAAAGCCAAGAAAAUUCGCCAGGUGAAGGACGAACAUCCGGACUGGACUGACACCGAGAUCACGGGCAAACUAGUCGCCUACGCCUCCUAUCAGGCGCACAGUUCUGUCGAACGUGCUGGGCUUCUUGGAGGUGUUCAAUUCAAACUGGUGGACGUGGACUCCAAGUACAAAAUGAGGGGUGAUACUCUCGCUGAUGUUAUUCGACAGGAUAAAGAGAAGGGGCUCAUUCCGUUUUAUGCUGUUGCCACUUUAGGAACUACUUGCUCCUGUGCUUUUGACAGACUGGAUGAAAUUGGUCCUGUCUGCAAUGACGAGGGAAUCUGGCUACAUGUUGAUGCUGCUUAUGCCGGAUCUGCCUUCAUCUGUCCGGAAUUCCGGUAUCUGAUGAAGGGAAUUGAAAGGGCCGACUCAUUUAAUUUUAAUCCACACAAGUGGAUGCUCGUGAAUUUUGAUUGUUCAACGAUGUGGCUGAAGGACCCAACUUAUGUGAUCAACGCCUUCAACGUCGAUCCGCUGUACCUUAAGCACGAUAUGCAGGGGUCAGCACCAGAUUACAGACACUGGCAAAUUCCCCUGGGCCGACGUUUCCGCGCCCUAAAACUGUGGUUCGUCCUCCGCAUCUACGGAGUAGAGAAUCUCCAAAAAUUCAUCCGCAAGCACGUCGCCCUGGCGAAGGAAUUUGAACAACUGGUCCUCAGCGAUUCGCGAUUUGAAAUCGUAGCUGAAGUCGUUCUCGGGCUCGUUUGCUUCAGACUCAAGGCCUCAAAUGAUGUCAACGAAACCCUCUUGAAGAGGAUCAACGGCGCAGGUCUCAUCCACUUGGUCCCAUCCAAGAUAAACGACACGUAUUUCCUCCGGGUGGCCAUAUGCUCUCGAUUCAGCGAGAGCAAAGACAUCGAGAAUUCCUGGAAAGAGAUAAAACUUCGCGCUGACGAGGUCCUCGAUGAACAAUCCGUCUCCAAGUGAUGGCGGGCGCAAAUAACACGUGGUUGUCGUGCCCUAGCGCCAGCCACCUGCAAUCAAUCCUAAUCACUUUUGAAAAUCACAUCACCAAGUUUGAACCUCUGGUGUCAUGCACCCGCUGACACCGACCUUGUGUAACUUUCACCGAUCGAGUCCGCGGGUCUCUAGAUAUUGUGACAGUUACUUUGAUGUUACAAGUGUCUCGAUGUUAUCCCUCCCCUUCAACGUCGAUCACCCACUCGUUCCGCAACAGUUUUUAAUUACUUGUACGUGGGAUUUAUUCCGCAAUCAAAUUUACCUUGGGCUCAGAUUUUUUUCUCUCUUCGGAUUUUGCGAGUGAAACUAAUUAACUCGACGUUUUCUUUAGUUUUGUAAAUACACUAUUAGGGAUCAAGGUUUUUUGUAUAUAUAUCACUAGGUGAAUCGUUGGUAUUUAUUUUUUUUAUGAUGAAUUGUAGAGAAAUCGGUAGUGAAGCGGUAAAAAAAAUAUUCAAAAGUCCUUUUCGCUUGAAUAUUAAAUAAUCUGCAACUCAGUAUGAAAAAAAUAUUAUUCAUUCAUUUUAGAUGCAAAAAAUGCAGUAAUUUCGUUUUAUCGCUUCACUGCAAAAUAAAAAUUUAUGAGAUAAGUAUUUGUGCCGUUACAUGCAUUUGAUAAAUACCGCUGCAGUUAGGACAAUAAAUAAAUUUAGCUUGCGUCCAACAGUUCAGGAUGAGCACCUGAGCUAUAGCAUGUUAGCAAUAAAACUGGAACAAUGAUUUAUUCAAUGGGACCAACGGGAAAGUAUUCAGGAAUGUUGAAGAUGCCGAGUACCUGUUGUUCGUACGUGCAGUGAGAGAAGAAAUUAUUUCCAAAAAAUUGAAUUUAUCUCUGAAAAAAUUAUCUACAGAAAUAUUUUUUUUUCUCAGUGCACUGUGACAAAGUCUUAUCUUGCCAUUCGUUUAGCUCGUUGUAAAUUUAAUAUUCACAUCAUAAUUGUUGUUGUCAUCACAUUAUAUAACAAUUGUUAAACAAAUAAUAUAAAAAAAUAAUGGUUAGGUGUAA
Diachasmimorpha longicaudata is the source of this 2657-nucleotide messenger RNA. RefSeq names its product aromatic-L-amino-acid decarboxylase (gene Ddc). The record is from RefSeq and is a predicted model, not a curated record. Lineage: Eukaryota; Metazoa; Arthropoda; Insecta; Hymenoptera; Braconidae. Gene Ontology annotation, molecular function: pyridoxal phosphate binding; aromatic-L-amino-acid decarboxylase activity. Gene Ontology annotation, biological process: amino acid metabolic process; serotonin biosynthetic process; catecholamine metabolic process. Gene Ontology annotation, cellular component: cytoplasm. Bases 176 to 1618 code for a protein of 480 amino acids. The transcript is spliced from 9 exons.